Messenger RNA from Dendroctonus ponderosae (mountain pine beetle), 952 nucleotides. It is a transcript of the gene Ssk, whose product is annotated as protein snakeskin. Gene Ontology annotation, biological process: septate junction assembly. Lineage: Eukaryota; Metazoa; Arthropoda; Insecta; Coleoptera; Curculionidae. The record is from RefSeq and is a predicted model, not a curated record.
UCACUACAUUCCUUUGUUUGAGUUUAUGAUAACAAUUAAAUUUGUGCCUCCUCAUAAAUUGAUAAUCUUGUUUGACUCACACUAUACAAGCAUUAAUCUUAUCAGUAGAUAUUUACCAAUUAUUACACUUAUCUCUGUUUCACCUCAAUCUAGACGUUCGCAGGUGCUUCCAUCUGAACAAAAUUCCCUUUUCAUUGCUUUGAAAUUUCCAACUUUCGCUCACUUUAGUGCCGCUGGUUUGUCAAAAUGGCCUUAGAGACGAUAGCCUCUAUUAUAGUUAAACUAGUGAAGCUGGUAUUGAACUUUAUCAUCCUGGUUCUCUAUCGCGUGGGCUUCGCUGGCGACUUCUUGGGAGUCGGAGGAACAUGGAACUUGUUCGAGGAGAAGAGCUCAGACGUGGAAAUUAUCGCCUCAGGAGUCUUUGUGGGGUAUUUCGUCUACACCGCAGUGUCCCUGAUCAGUCUCUGCCUUGCCAGCAGCGAAAAUAAAAACACUUUCACGGAUAUUUUGAUGAACAUUGUCGGAGUAUUUCUUUGGAUCGCUGUGGGAGCCACAGCUUUGCACUACUGGCAUGGUUAUCUUAGUGAGCACAAGUACACUUAUGUGAACUCAGAAAGACAGAUUUGGAAUUGAAACACAGUCAGGAAAGUACGUACAAUAUACGUAUAAGGUAAAGUUCAUGGAAAAAUUUUUAAAUCUGUUUUUACGCUUACUAAUUACAAGUACAAAUGAAGAAACAUAUGUAUUACAUUAUUACAUGACAGACUAUUUUAAUCUUGCAGGCUGAAAGGCUUUUAUGGAUUUUGCCAUUUUUUGUUAAAUAAUUACUAUGUUAUGGAUGUACUUGUUUUACCAAUAAAUGUAGUUUGAGGUUGUAGAAUAGUACCCAAAUAGGCUUAAGUGGCUGUUUUUACGAAAAGAAAUAUAUCAAGAGCAAAUAAUCAGUACAAAA